Messenger RNA from Cylicostephanus goldi, 660 nucleotides. The record is from the annotation of a GenBank genome assembly. NCBI's taxonomy places the organism in Eukaryota, Metazoa, Nematoda, Chromadorea, Rhabditida, Strongylidae.
AUGGAGUUUUCAAAAAUUUCAUCAACAUCAGAUGCGUGCAUCAAUGAAGAAUCACAGCCGGGCCACCUCCUCUACGAAUGUUUGGACAGUUGCUUACUGAAUUCACACUUAAGCGACAUAAACGGAGUGAAGUUUCCUGGCGCAUUCGGGAGAGAACCCAUCGGCACAGUAUGGAAAGCUUGGACGGCUGUUAGCAUAUUCGCAAGCAGUGAUCUGGACCUUGGAAAGAAGAUAGGGCUCUAUCGUGAGGGAGCAACUUGUCUGGAUGCGAAAUCGCUAGAAAAGGCUCUACUACUAGCUUUUGAAAAGUGUACAUCAUGGACGGAAUCCAUCUGCAGCAAAAGCGGUGUAAAAAAGCAUGCACCUGUGAGAAGCUAUGACGUCCAGAAGCUGUACGACGAGGCACUGAAGGCAGUGAAACUAGAGAUGGCUUUGACGGAGAAGAGUCAGUGGCCAAGAAAACAUGGUCCAGUUGCAUUUUUGGCGCCUAGGUGCGCAGGAUCUCUGGAGAAGGAUGGGCUAAGGUGCGGCGUUAUGACGAAAGUAAUCGUCCAAUUCAGCCAACUGAAAGGAGCUCGAGAAGCUGAAGAAUUGCCGAGUUUGGAUCAUCGUUUGGCCACUAGAUCAGAAAAGAAGACGAAGCCAUUAAGGGUGCAGUAA